UACGACUGCAUUAUGGAGGGUCUGUAGAAAGAGCAGCGUUUGAUUCAGGAAGAUCAAGAGCAGUUUAGAGACAUUAUUUCGUCCCACUCUGGAUUUUGGUAUCUGUUUAUCUUCCUUGAUACUUAAUAGCACCGGCUCAAUGUUGUUGUUAUAACAUUAAGAACCAGAACCCACAGUACAAUGGGCCUGCAGCAUGGAGUGUGACAUUGACUUCUACAAACACUUUGCCUGGCUUAGAAAGGAACAACACAUCCACAAGUGCACUGUUAACACAGUUAACAGUUCUGUGUUUACAGUGCACUCACUCAACUUCAUGGCUGACUUUAUUCUGAAGGUAAACCUCCAAUCAUCGGCCAAUAGUGAGUCCUACCAAGAGCGCUUAUCACGACUGGAGGGAGACAAAGAGUCACUAAUUCUUCAGGUGAGUGUGCUGACAGACCAGGUGGCAGCUCAGUGGGCCAAGAUCAACGAUCUACAAACUUCUCUGCUGGAGCAUCAGCACAAACUCAACUCCACAGAGGAGAUGCUGCAGCAGGAGCUCCUGCAUCGGACGUCACUGGAGCACCAGAAGCUGAAUCUUUUGGGGGAGGUGUCCUACCUGAAACUAAAGCUAGCAGACAUGGAGGGGAAGCAGGGCCAUGGGGCUGAAAGGCAACACAAAGCAGAGACUGUUGUGAAUUUCAUUAGUGAGCUGCAGGAGCAGAUGUGUAGGUUUCAGAAGGAGAUCAAUAGCAAGAUACAGGAGAAAAAGGCCUUGGAGUUGGAGACGCCAGCUGACAGCAGCUCUCCAGCGGCGCGCCCCACUGAGUCCGCUCAGGGCGCGGGAUCAAACCCCCGGCCGUCCUGUGCCAGAACCUCAGAGGAGGUUCCAGAAGGGCCCGAUGGGAACACACACAGCCUGGAAGAGGGUAGCUCAGAUGCAGAUCGGCAGGACGACUGUGGAGAGGAAACUGGCUUAUUUAAAGAGCUGAGGAUCCUCAGGGACAGAGUGGAGCACCUGGAGGACCAGAAGUUACAGUACGAGAAAAAGCUCAAAGCAACAAAGGCAGAGAUCAGCGGCCUUCAGCAGCUUCUGCUCAGGAAGAACAUGGAGAUCGAGAGCUUGCACACGCAGCUGCUGGCCAGACCCUCUCUAUCCCCCGAGAGCCCGGAGAGAGAUCAAGAGCUGCAGAGACUUCGGAGUGGAAUGAAAUCACUGGUCGCUGUUAAUGAUGAAAAGGACCGACGAAUUGAAGAGCUCACUUUGCUCCUGAAUCAGUGCAAGCAAUUCAGAGAGGUCACUCACACAGUCCGGCGAGCUCCACCUGCUGUUCGUUCAUUGUCAAAUGGCAGGACUCCGUCAAGCAGCAGUGAGGAAGAAGAGAAUGUGCCGAUGAAGAACACUGACUCGGCCAGUGCAAAGUCUGCGGAUAUUAAGUCUGAAGUUUCCACAAGCAGCUCUUCAUCCCAACAAACAUCGGCUUCAUCGGCCCAAAAGUACAGUGAUUACAGAACCGAUCCGCAGACUUCAUCAAGCAGCAUGAAUGACCUAACAAAUGGACCUUCACAAAAGACCGGUCUGGACGACUCUAGAAGUCCGAUGCUGCCUGUGAACUCCUCCCUGUCAGAGCAGCGUGUGAGCGGAGACAGCAGCAGUGAAAUCCAGAGUCAAAAGUCUCCAGAUGGCAGCGAAGAUGGAGACUCCAGCCAAAGAAAAUUUGAGAAAGUUGAUGACAGCACUUCAGGCAGUAAUUCGCCCGUUAACUGUGGAGCAAACACGCAGCCCGACCAACGAGCGGUAGGCUCGCCAGAAUACAUGAAGAAUAAUCGGAGCUUUAAGAGACUCUGGGGAAAACUUCGAAGAACCCAGUCUGGGGGGCUCCAGGCGGUGGAUCCAGAAGUCGGUCAGUUUAGAAGAGGGGGACUACGUUCAACAGCAGGACCCAGACUGACCAGGACCCCCGAAUCUUACGACUCUACACGUGACAUGAACGUUCCAUUCAGCCAGUGGACCAAAGAGCAGGUGUGUGGCUGGCUGGAGGACUAUGGACUGGCCCAGUACGUCAAUCUCACGAGGCAGUGGGUUGAGAAUGGACAGACGCUGCUGUCGGCCACACCUCAGGACUUUGAGAAGGAAAUGGGUAUGAAGCAUCCACUGCACAGGAAGAAGCUGCAGCUCGCUCUGAAGGCAUUCACCACGAAAGUUAGAGAGAAAUCGUCAGACCUGGACUACAUCUGGGUCACACGCUGGUUGGAUGAUAUCGGCUUGCCUCAGUAUAAAGACCACUUCCACGAGGCCCGAGUGGAUGGUCGAAUGAUACAAUACAUCACAGUGAAUGACCUCUUGACUCUGAAAGUCACCAGUCAGCUGCAUCAUCUCAGUAUUAAAUGUGCCAUCCACGUCCUCCAUGCCAACAAGUUCAACCCCAACUGUUUCCGCCGGAGGCCAGGCGAAGAGAAACAGCCCUCUCCCUCAGAGGUGGUGCAGUGGUCGAAUCACCGGGUGAUGGAGUGGCUGAGGGCGGUGGAUCUAGCCGAGUACGCUCCCAAUCUACGGGGCAGUGGCGUUCACGGUGGGCUGAUUAUCCUAGAGCCUCGCUUCAGCGCAGAGACUCUGGCGCUGCUGUUAAAUAUUCCUCCACAAAAGACGUUGCUCCGCCGUCACCUCGCCACGGCCUUUUCUACCCUGGUGGGCCAUCAGGCCGCGCAGGAGAAGCGCGAGUACGGCAACGCCACGGGCCACAUGCCGCUGACUACCACCGCUAAAGUAAAGCCAAAGAAGCUGGGCUUCACUCAAUUCAGUCAUCUGAGGAAGAGGAAACCUGAUGAAUCUGCAGACUAUAUCUGUCCAAUAGACAGUGGAGCGCUGACAGUGAACGGGGUUUCCCGCCCGCCCUCUGCAGCCCUCAGGGGCCUUAGCCCCGCCUUGGACAGACAGGCGGCGAAGUGGGAGCAGGUGGGGAUAAAAGCUCCAGCUAAUGGCCCAAAACAAUGAUUUUAAAUACAGGACACUCCCCCCUCAAACUCACUCAGUAACAUUGUGAAUCAGUGGAAGUUUGGAUGAAGAAAUGUUCCCAGGAUUUAUUCAUCUGGUGAAUUGCUGGGUGGGCUGUAUAUAAGUGUUUAGCAGGUUGUUAUUGUUUUAAUACAUUUUUAACCGGGUCUUGUUAAAGAAAUAUUCAUCAAAGAUGGUGAUCAAUGAUGACAUUGUAAGAAAGCUGCUCGCUGCAUUCCUUAUACAGUUGGAUUCCAAAGCUUAUACUUUUGCUUUAAAAAAACAAAAAAAACAUUUUACUAAAUAGUUUGAAUAUUGGUGACCUAUUAUUGUUAUAUAUCUGGAUUGACCGCAAAAUAUAAUAAUUGGCACCAGUUACUUUAGGAAUGUCAUUCAUUCAUCUUCCUUCCAAAAAAAGUAUUAAAACAAUUAAAUAAUUAUAUUUAUUGAUGGUUCACGUGUGUUUGCAUAGGAGUCUCCUAUCCAAAUGGUGCUUUGUUUAUGAAGAUAUUUGUGGAUAUGCAGGAAUAUGAUCAAAACAAGGUCACUAGUCUUUAAUUUUGGAGACCAAAUGCUUUUGCUGCCAUCUAGUGGUACAAUGGGCUACUACUGUCAAUUAUCAGCUUGAUCAUAUCCAAAACAUUUAUGGUCAAUUAUAGCUCAUGGCAGUUAUGUGAGUAACAGAUGCAGUUUUCAAUUUGAUGUUUUACAAUUUUUAUAUUUCAGAAAAAUAUGAACUUUUUUUCUGUUUAUUUCACCAAAGUCGGAGAGACGCAUCACUUCCUGUUGAUGGAUCUCAGGACCUUCACUGGGCAGUCUGUUGUUUGUUCUGUUUAAUGAAGCUCACAUGACUGACAUUAAUCUGCUUUGAUUUUGUUGACGAGUUAAUGAAAAUAAAUAAGGAAAACAAUGAA
Messenger RNA from Pseudoliparis swirei, 3888 nucleotides. RefSeq names its product PPFIA binding protein 2a (gene ppfibp2a). The transcript has 22 exons. Bases 194 to 2974 code for a protein of 926 amino acids. The record is from RefSeq and is a predicted model, not a curated record. Gene Ontology annotation, cellular component: presynaptic active zone. Gene Ontology annotation, biological process: neuromuscular junction development. Gene Ontology annotation, molecular function: protein binding. Lineage: Eukaryota; Metazoa; Chordata; Actinopteri; Perciformes; Liparidae.